UCACGGGAUAACCACCGUAGACCCCGCGCGCCUCUUCCCCCCACCCCGACUGCAGCUCACCCCACACGCGCUUUCGCCGCACCAAAGCGUCGUGAGCUGCUACCUAACCUAACCCCACCGCCAAACAAUUCCCCCAUUCCUGAUUCCAACCAGCCCGCCCCGUUCGAGUACACACUGAGCGAGGGAGACAGAGAGAGAGACGAGAACAACCAGCGAUCUCGCGUAUGUGUGUGGAGUUGGAGAUAUACAGUACAGAGGAAAGAUCCGAUAUUUUUUGCUGUACGGCUGCUGAGCGGAAGAGAUGUUGAGGGCGGUGGCGAGGUGCUGCGGCCACUGGCCGCCGGGCGCGGCGGCGGCGGACGGGAUGCUGUGGCAGACGGAGCUGCGGCCGCACGCGGCGGGGGAGUUCUCCAUGGCCGCGGCGCAGGCCAACCUCACCAUGGAGGACCAGGCGCAGGUGCUGGCCUCCCCGUCCGCCACGCUCGUCGGCGUCUACGACGGGCACGGCGGGGUCGACGCCUCCCGGUUCCUGCGGUCCGGGCUCUUCCCCCAUGUCCAACGCUUCGCGAGGGAGCAGGGGGGCAUCAGCGCGGAGGCGAUCCGGAGCGCGUUCGGCGCGGCCGAGGAGGAGUUCCACAGGCAGGUGAGGCAGGAGUGGGCGAGGCGCCCACGCCUGGCUGCCGUGGGCUCGUGCUGCCUGCUCGGGGCCAUCUCCGGGGAUACGCUAUACGUGGCCAACCUCGGGGACUCCCGCGCCGUGCUCGGCCGUCGAGUGGGCGGCGGCGGCGGCGGGGCGGCCGUCGCCGAGCGUCUGUCCGCCGAGCACAACGCGGCGUCCGAGGAGGUGCGGCGGGAGCUCGCGGCGCUCAACCCGGACGACGCGCAGAUCGUGGUACACGCCAGGGGAGCGUGGAGGGUGAAGGGGAUAAUUCAGGUAUCAAGAUCCAUUGGUGAUUUUUAUCUGAAGAAACCGGAGUACAGCUUGGACCCCUUGUUUCGGCAAGUUGGGCCCCCUAUUGCGUUGAAGAGGCCAGCUCUUAGUGCUGAACCAUCGGUUCAAGUACGCAAGCUGAAACCAAACGACCUGUUUCUGAUAUUUGCUUCAGACGGUCUUUGGGAGCACCUCAGCGAUGACGCAGCGGUGCAGAUUGUCUUCAAGAAUCCGAGAACUGGGAUCGCCAACAGACUGGUGAAGGCUGCCUUGAAGGAGGCAGCCAGGAAGAGGGAGGUCAGGUACCGUGACUUGAGGACGAUCGACAAGGGAGUGAGGCGGCAUUUCCAUGACGACAUCAGCGUCGUCGUGGUCUUCCUUGAUCGCCACCGUGAGCGCCGCCACACUAGGGUCGUUGACUCGAGUAGCAACUGCAUCAGUGCUCCCGUCGACAUAUACUCCUCCAACACACACCAGUCUGCGGAGCCCUUGCACGGUUAAAAGAGCUGAACUCUGGCUAGAGUAGAAGACUGGGGUUUGCCUUGCGCUCUCCUGCUGGUGAACGGUGGAGUUGUAGAGCUGAGGGACUGCAGUGCCAUAGCCAUAGGAAGGGAAGAACUCGAGAUGUACAUAGAUAGCGUGGGUGUGUAGCAUCGGAAAAGAUCAUUUGGUCUGGAACUACGUAGCGUAAUUGGUCAGUCAGAUCAUUUUCUUGUUUCUUUUUGUCUGAUUAUGCUUACCCAGUGGUAAAUCCGUCCAUUGUAUCGGAUUUAAUUUAAGAAAUCUGUAAUACAGAGGUGUCGUGAAAUAGUUGAUGACGCAACUGGAGGUUAGUGGUGACUGGUGACCAAAGAACAUAUGCUCUGCUUAUGAUCUAGAAGUUAGGUUGUGACAUGAGAAUAUAUACUAUUUAUUUGCAACGGAUGAGAUGCUCUUAUUUCAUUUAG
Zea mays is the source of this 1878-nucleotide messenger RNA. Its product is annotated as probable protein phosphatase 2C 34. Gene Ontology annotation, molecular function: protein serine/threonine phosphatase activity; cation binding. The transcript has 4 exons. The coding region runs from base 302 to 1432 and encodes 376 amino acids. NCBI's taxonomy places the organism in Eukaryota, Viridiplantae, Streptophyta, Magnoliopsida, Poales, Poaceae. The record is from RefSeq and is a predicted model, not a curated record. Gene Ontology annotation, biological process: protein dephosphorylation.